Daldinia childiae is the source of this 2771-nucleotide messenger RNA. Its product is annotated as RNA-directed DNA polymerase from mobile element jockey. The annotation marks the transcript as partial. The transcript has a single exon. Gene Ontology annotation, molecular function: nucleic acid binding; RNA-DNA hybrid ribonuclease activity. The record is from RefSeq and is a predicted model, not a curated record. Lineage: Eukaryota; Fungi; Ascomycota; Sordariomycetes; Xylariales; Hypoxylaceae.
AGGCAUCAUCAUCCAAAAACGGACUAUGGAAGCUGGUCAAGUGGGCCAAGAACAGACAAGACAUACCGCCCGCCUGCACCCCGACGCUCUCCAAGCCCGAUGGAAAAUUCGUCUAUCGCCCUGAGGAGAAGGCCGAAGUAUUGCGUCAAUCCUUCUUUCCCCCUCCGUGUCAGGCUGACCUUUCGGACAUCAAUGGCUACAAAUAUCCUCCGUCCAUUGAAUGCCCUGACAUCACCCUGCCAGAGAUUGAAAAGGCAACACGCAGGGCUGCCCCGAACAAGGCCCCUGGCGCCGACGGUAUCAUCAACGGCGUACUACACCGAACACUCGACAUCCUGCUCCCCGGCCUCCAAAAACUGUUCAACGCAUGUCUCCAAGUGGGCUACUGCCCCCAACACUUCAAGGAGGCAGUCACCGUAGUUCUCCGCAAGCCGGGCAAAGACGAUUAUACACAACCCAAGUCGUACAGGCCAAUUGCCUUGCUCAAUACGUUGGGCAAGGUGCUGGAAGCCAUCAUAGCCAACCGACUUGCUUAUCUUGCCGAUGUAUAUCAACUAUUGCCCAGGAGACAUACUGGAGGUCGGAAACUUGCAUCGACGGAACACGCGAUUCAUGUCCUCCUCCAACGGAUAUAUAAGGCGUGGUCUGAGGGGAAAGUGGCAACCCUGCUACUGCUCGACGUCUCUGGGGCGUAUGAUAACGUUUCCCGGGAGAGGUUACUACACAACCUUCGCAAACGUCGAGUCGAUGAAAAGAUCGUAAAAUGGGUUGCAUCGUUCCUCAGCGGCAGGUCCACGACUCUCAAACUGCCAGAGUACACUGCACCCUCGGUACGCAUCGAAACAGGAAUCCCGCAGGGAUCACCGGCCUCGCCCAUUCUUUACCUUUUCUNCAACGCGGAUUUGAUUGAAGCGUGCCAAACACCAGAGACGGAAUCAGUUGGUUACAUAGACGACGUGUCCAUCCUAGCAGUUGGCCCAUCAGCAACUCACAACUGCAAAACCCUCAAAACCAUCCACGUCAAGGCACAGGAUUGGGCAAGAAAACACGGCUCCCAAUUCGCUCCGGCAAAGUACGAGCUUGUACACUUUACCAGAGACCCAAAAACGAACAGCACCCACGCCCUUCGCUUGCCUCACGCGACCAUCAAAGCCUCCCCUUCUUGCAAAUACUUAGGUAUCCAAAUGGACACGAGGCUUCGAUGGGACUAUCAUCGCGAAAAGAUGGAGGCUGGGGCUACGAAGCGACUUUCCGCGUUGUCAGCUCUGGCAUCAUCGACGUGGGGGGCAGGUUUAGUCAGCCUUCGACAAGUGUACAGGGCAAUGAUCAUACCUCAAAUGCUUUACGGCUGCUCAGCAUGGCACGUCCCCGGGAAAGGCCGCAUAAACAGAGGUGUCGAUAUGAUAACGGCCAUCAGGAAAAUCCAGCGACGAGCAGCCCAAGUGAUUACCGGAGCCUUUCGGACAGCCGCAGGAGCAGCAGUAGAUGUAGAAGCUCACCUACUCCCAGUGGAGCAACAGCUGGAGCAAACAGUACUAGAGACCACCAUGCGCAUCCGGAGCAGUCCUCUGUACGACGACAUGGCCAAACACUCGAGAGACGUGAACUCGGCACGAUGGACACGCCAGGAACGCGAUGAGCACAGCCCUCUGGAUCAACUCUCGAGUAUCCUGGAGCACAAAUACGACGUGCAGCUGGACAAACUCGAGAAACGCCAACCACAUGUCGUUCCGCCCUGGUGGCUUCCUCCAUUCGUAUGUAUUAACGAAUCCGCCAAAGAGGCAAUCAAAGAACAUGAUGCCACAGAUCCAGGGACAAUUUCUGUGUAUACCGACGGAAGCGGCAUCAACGGCCACGUUGGUGCAGCCGCGAUAACACUAGAACCUCGGAUUCAAGGUGUUCCAACCAAGCGAACAGAAUACAUGGGAGUGUCCAGCACGUCCACGGUAUACGCAGCUGAACUGAGAGGGCUGGUGUUAGCACUCCAGAUCGUACUCGACAUCAACGCAGCGACAAAUGCACCCGGAAAGUGCGCCAUAUUUACCGACAACCAGGCCGCGAUCCAGGCAAUGAGGAACCCAAAGAGCCCAUCUGGACAGUAUAUCCUGGUCGAAGCUAUACAAGCACUCGACAAACUCCGAAGCCUAGGAUGGGUAGUGCAAUUCCGAUGGAUCCCGGCACAUGUCGGAGUGCGAGGCAACGAAGCCGCCGAUCAGGCAGCGAAGGAAGCUGCCGGUCACGAUCCAAAUCAACAGACCUCUACGGCGCCUCCACGGGAGCCGGAUUGGCUACGAACCCUCACUGCUACCACGAAGUCCAUCAUACGCAAGGCGAUGAAGGAGGAAUGGAACCAGUCGUGGGAAUCGGCCAAGCAUGGAAGAGACCUUUAUCGACUCGGCAUCCGACCGAAAAAGGACACACUGAAAACGCAUGUAGAUAAACAUAGAGCGGUCAGCUCAGUGAUCACACAGAUGCGGACAGGCAAAAUCGGCCUCUUGGCCUACCUCCAUGGAAUCAACAGAGCGGACACCGACAAAUGCCCUUGCGGGUACGGGACUCAGACCGUACGACAUAUUCUCCUGGAAUGCCGCGACUGGACGGAAGAACGACUCAAAAUGUGGGCAGGCAAGCGAUCAUGCGCUGACGUCAAGCGCAUUCUCUGUAGCUCGUCAAAGUCGGUACAAGCAGCCAAGAUGCUCCUCAGGACUGGCCUGCUCGGUCAAUUCCGAGCAGUGCCACCCACAGUACUCCAAUAUACGCAAUCAGCGUAA